This is a messenger RNA of Musa acuminata AAA Group (dessert banana), 2340 nucleotides long. Its product is annotated as disease resistance protein RGA2-like. The record is from RefSeq and is a predicted model, not a curated record. Gene Ontology annotation, biological process: defense response to fungus. Gene Ontology annotation, molecular function: ADP binding. Bases 223 to 1002 code for a protein of 259 amino acids. The transcript has 2 exons. NCBI's taxonomy places the organism in Eukaryota, Viridiplantae, Streptophyta, Magnoliopsida, Zingiberales, Musaceae.
CUGUGAAGGUAGAUUCCGAGAGCCUCAUCGUGUUGGUGGCACCACCCGGAUUAGCUUUCAUCAAGCAUUAAUGGUUGCUUGAGACGAGAACAAAGUGUUGUACGAAAAGGGAACAACUGUGGGUUAUAAAUGCUUGGUAGAUUCCCAGUGGGUUGAGCAAUACCAGUCCACAGCUCAAUCGAUAAUCUAGAGCUCCGUAGCUGCCACCCUGACAUCAAAGCCAUGGCGUUGGCGUCAGAUCUGGAGCACGUACUGUUGCAUGUACUGCCGAGGCCUGCGAUGAUGCCGCAGGGGCGACUACUAGGCAUGCCAAACCACAUGGAGAUGAUUCGAGACCUCCUCUGGGCUAUCAAUGGCACGAUCUUGGACGCCGAGCUUCGAGCGUUGAAGGAGCCGGAGUUGGAGGAGUGGGUGACUGACGUCGGUGCAGCCAUUGUGGACGUCGACGAUCUGCUCGGUAGGAUCCUUGCCUGGCAUCCAAGAGGAGGAGCGGCUGCAGCAUCGAAUCGCUCCAUCUGCAGCAUCCGGGCGGCCUCUCGCCGACCCAUUCUAUUGAAGCUCAAGGAGAUGGUGGGCCGGCUGAAGUAUCUGGGGAGGAGGGGGUCCGUGUUGGGCCUCUCGAAGGAGAUAUUGGAGUCUGUGGAUCCACGACAAGAAGAAGAGCACUCCACCGUCCUAAGAGAAGAGGUGGUGGGACGCGACGAAGAUGUAGAAGAAAUCAUCGACAUUUUGCAGCAACAACAGUCUGGCGAUUGUGAUGAAUGGCUGCUCAUAAGUGGCGGUGAUGGGAAGACGACCCUCGCUCGGUUGAUUUACCACCAUCCCUGGGUGCGCGAGAAUUUCCAGCAUCGAAUCUGGGUGGAUGUCCCAAACAUUGCUUCGUUGGAUCCGAAGCGGAUCAUGAGAGAAUUCACGAGAUCAAUAACCGGGGGAGCCAUGCGAGGACAUCUGGCUAUUCUACGAUGGAUUCCAUGGAAGCAAAUACUUGCUCGUUCUGGAUGAUCUCAACAUCGCGGAGGAGGACGAGGAUGAGUGGGUCCAGUUGGAGAACUUUCUGUUGCUCGUCGGCGCACCGGGGAGUACGGUGGUUGUCACCGCUGACUUUAGUUCUACUUAUCGUUUAUCGUGGUUGUCUGUCCGACGGUACUAUUUGGGGAACAUAUCGGAGGAUGCAUGGGUAAAAUUGUGCAUGAGACAAGCACUCAGCCGGCGUGACCGAGAGGAGGAAGCAAACGCGAUAAUUCAAUCCUGUAAGAGAGGCUAUAAUUCGAUUUAUGGGUCUCCCAAGGACGCCAAGAUUUAUGAAACUUCCGACGAGAUUGUCCAAUGGAAUAAAUAAGUUGAGAGGCUUGGUAUUACAACAUAAGGAGACUGACCUUCGACACAAAUAUCAAGUCUUACAUAUUCCAGAAGAUAUGUUUACCAACCUCGUACAUCUACGUAUAUUGCAUUUACGAGCCAUCAGACUCCAGCAAUUACCAAAAACAAUAGGUAAGUUACUUAUCUUAAGAUACCUCAACCACUCCCAAUCUGAGAUCCAGGUACUUCCUAAAUCCUUGUGCAAGCUUAUAAAUUUACAAGUCUUAGAUCUAUCUCAUUGCGAAAAGCUUGAGAAUUGUUCGACAUGAAACGAUGUGUUAUAUUCGACAGCUUGAGAAUUAUUGGAUGCGACGAUCUGGAAUUUUUGCCAGAGUGGCUGCAAGAAUACAACUAUCUGGAUUCUUUAUGUAUAUAUGACUGCAGAGCUCUGUCGUCCAUGCCGGAGAAGCUUAAACGAUUGCCAAAAUUUGAUGUUAAAGGUUGUCCAAAGCUGCGACUUUAACCGGCGGAGCAGACAUCAGGUUAUUUAGGUCCUCCUGCUUCGAGAGGCAUCAUCAGCACUCAGCCGAUGCAUAUGCAGAGCUUCCCGUUCGAGUAAAUGGUGCAGGAGGAGCUCUGGUACUUGUCCUUCAGGAUCUUCCUGCACACCGCAGCACACCGCUCGGGGGUGCAGGGGUCGAGCACCACGCCGCCCACGCACUCUGCAAGAUCCGGCGCCACGCCCAACGCCACCAGCAGCACCAAGGCCACCGCGAACGCACGAACGCUUUGAUCAGCCAUUAUUCUCUCAAAUGUAUAGCUUCAGAGGUACCAAGCAUCGUCUUAUAUAGAGGUACAAACCAUUGGCCAUAUCCGGUCAAAUGUCUUGAGAGAGAAAAUGUAAAGUAUAUAUAUAUAUAUAUAUAUAUAUAUAUAUAUAUAUAUAUUCCAUCCUAUGAGUAUCCUAUUUUAAUUUAAUAAGAUUUUUUCUAUACGAUGAACUUAUUGGUGUGAAUCUGAAAACUUUUAAUACUCUUAACA